UAUCUCCGUUUUUCGGUAAAAGCGCUGAAAAUCAUAUUACUCAGUUGCUAUUGGACUGUUUGCUGCGACAAUCGUGCGUGAAAAUUCUUUGUUUUGAAGGUUUUGGUAAACAUAAAAAUGGUAAACGAACCCAACAAACCACCUUCACAGGAAAAUUUAGCGCUUGGUGAGCGCCUGCUGGAUUCCCAAAGACAAUUGCAGGAGAUGCAGGAGGAACACCGACAGUUGCUACAAGAAAUGCAAGUACUACGACAACGUGCUGCUGCCUUAAGCAAUUUGAAUGAGCAACAAUUCAGUCGUGUCGGCGAACAGCGACGUGAAAGGACACAUACACCUGAUACACAGGAAACUGGUGCAAACCAUCAACAGAGCGAUGCCUCAGAAUUAGCCACUGCAGAAGUUGAGGAGCAAGACAUAGCCUCGUCAAAUGAUGCCAUUGAACAAAGCGCCAAUUUAAAUAAAGACAGCAGUACAACAACAUUUGGUCUAACACAAACGAAAUCGUCCGAAAACGAGGAGGAUAACGAUGACCCUGAAACAGCAGCGUAUUUGCAGAAAAAGUUAGCAGAAAUAGCGGCAUUGAAAGCACGUUUUAAGCAAGUUCAGAACAUUAUGAAUACCACUGAAAUGAUAGAGGAACACAUAGCCUCGAAAGGUGUUCCAAAUAGCACUGCCGCAGCCGCAUUGGAGAGUUCACUAAAUAAAUUAAUUAUUGCCGAUAGCUUAACCGAAGUGCAAUCUCCAUGUGUGACCAGCACAACGACUGUUCAACCAAAUACUAAAUUAAACGAAGGCGAUACUAACAUACAAAAUGAAGCAAAAAAAUACGAAAAUACACCGAACGACGAGGAGCAAGCUCUUAACUCAUAUGCACCAUCACAGCUGGCCAAUGAGGAGUUACUCUCAGCUAUGAUGAAUAUGUUUAGUGAUUUUACAGCAGAUUUACGUAGCCAGGCGGAUGAUUUGCGUGCCGAACGUGAUCGUUUGCGUGCGCUUAAGGAAGAUCUUUUACGCAGGAAGCGUCAGUCAUAAAAUUUUGCUAAGAUAUCUUAUAAUAUUAUAAAACAAAACUAUUAUUGAUUGCUGGUGUAUGUAUGCAUUAUACUUAUUCCACCUGUAUAUGAGCUUAAUUUCGGAUCCAAAAAACCGAAAUUGAUUUGAACAUAUAGCCAUGUUAUAAAUGUUAAAUAUGUAUUUAUACUUCAAGCAUAUAUAUUCAACAGUUUUAUUUAAUAAAAUUUAAUACAUUAUAUUAAA
This is a messenger RNA of Bactrocera oleae (olive fruit fly), 1257 nucleotides long. RefSeq lists its product as uncharacterized. Lineage: Eukaryota; Metazoa; Arthropoda; Insecta; Diptera; Tephritidae. The record is from RefSeq and is a predicted model, not a curated record.